Daphnia carinata is the source of this 953-nucleotide messenger RNA. RefSeq names its product putative defense protein 3. The transcript is spliced from 6 exons. Gene Ontology annotation, molecular function: oxidoreductase activity, acting on metal ions. NCBI's taxonomy places the organism in Eukaryota, Metazoa, Arthropoda, Branchiopoda, Diplostraca, Daphniidae. Bases 160 to 654 code for a protein of 164 amino acids. The record is from RefSeq and is a predicted model, not a curated record.
GCCGUUGGGCGAUAAAUAAAAGCCCACCGUGCUUCGGCUUUUACUCUCAGUUCCCGAUCUCUCACCGCUACGCACACGGCUACAAAGACAGCGAGAGUACACAAAACACUGUCCGUGUUUCUAAAACAUUACCAAAUUUCGCAUUGCACUUGACAAAGAAUGAUGAACAUUUACCUUGUAAUUGUGAGCGCGUUAGUUGCGACUCAGGUAGCUGCAUUUCCCGGUGGUGCACCUCGUAGUGCAUGUGCAUCAAUGGCACCCAUUCACAUGCUUUUUGGCGCACAAGAAGAUACAGUUCCUUUUACUUUAUCAAUUAGCAGUACACAAGCCAAUUCAGUUUCUCCUAUAACAGUAACUCUUCAGUCCAUCGGUGAGGCCGAUUUCAGAGGCUACAUGAUUCAGGCUCGAUCAGGCACUAACACCACGGGCAUUGGCAGUUUCAGUGCUGAAGGAAGUCAAGGCAAAACAAUGGACUGUCCAGGAGGAACUGCGAACGCCGUAACCCAUUCAAGCCGAGUUAGGAGAAAGAACGAAACGUUUUUGUGGACUCCACCUGCAGAUUUCAAGGGACAAGUCACAAUGAAGGCUACAGUGGUCAUUGGUUUCAGGACAUUCUAUACAGAUCUGAAGUCCACUCCCAUUACCAUUGUAUAGUAAAAUUAAUUUAUGUAUGAACUGACCUUAUGCUGGUGAUUAAGCAACUACCAACUAUGUCAUUAGACUUGCUAAAAGAUUUACCAGUGCUGUUGUAUUGUGGUGUCUAUUAUGGACACUUGUUGGGAAAUUUUUAAAAUGUUUUUCUGCUUUGACUGCAUACAUAUGUAUCACGAUGAUCAGUAGUAAGACUGGUACAUCAGUAUCUAUAUACAGACAGAGAUUUCACAAACUGUGACACUGAAAUUUGUUAACACUAUCAUGACUUUUUAAAAUAAAACGGGCCAUAAUUUGGUUAA